GAAGACACCAAGUAUCACCAUCAAACCACUCUCUAACAUCGAUCUCUCACUCCUCUGAUCCCGAAUUAACUCGGAAAUUGCUGCUCAGCACAUCUAGAUUCGCCCUCGCGCUCGACACUAAGCCGUCUUACGGGAACCGCGUGUUCCAAACGUCUGCUCUGCUCCCACGCACGCCAGCGACAGGCGGCUGCCACGUUACCCCGUGUAGCCGUCUUCGUACUCGCCAUGAAAUUCAACCUCUUCCACAUCCUCGGAGAUGUGUCGCACACUUCGUCCAAGCUCAUUUUAAUAUGGGCCAUACAUGCCAACAGCAGUGCUGAGGGUGUCUCCCUCAUCACUCAGGUCCUUUAUGCCCUCGUAUUCGGAACACGAUAUCUCGACAUCUUUACGUCAUCGGCCACCAAGGACGUCUGGCACACAUGGAACUUCUCGUUGAAGAUCUUCUACACCCUCUCGUCGCUCUACAUCAUCUUCUUGAUGACAAGCGUGUAUGCGCGCACUCGUGAAAGGGAAAAGGCAUGGAAGUUUGGCAUGUACUGUCUACUAGGGAGCGUGGCUAUUGCUCCCUUUUGGUACAUUAUCUUCAAGAAAACCGUCAUUGGCAAUAACACCUUCCUCAAGAUUCUCUGGGUCUUUUCCGAAAUCCUCGAAUCCGUAUGCGUUAUCCCGCAACUGCUACUCCUCCGCCAAACCACCGUGCCUACCGUCAUCGACUCCUUCUACCUCGUCACACUCGGUACAUAUCGCUUUCUAUACGUCCUCAAUUGGAUUGUUCGCGGUGCCAAUGAGGACCACUAUCGCGAUCCUACUUCUUGGGUUUGGGGCUCCAUUCAAACAGCCCUCAUGAUCGACUUUGCGUGGGUCUACUGGACCCGCCAGCGCGUCAAGCUCCGUCAUGGCGGCGUUGUGGAUUCGGAUGACUUGGGCAGGGGCUGGCUCGUGGGACGCUUUGUUGGAAGGAAGAGCAUGGAUUACGACUAUGACGAAGAGACUGGCGGACAACGCAAUGACGCUGUACAGCCGGGCAACAACUGGGGGCGGAGGGGCAUCUCCGUGUCUGCUGACGAUGACGUAGAAGGAGCGCCCAAGAGGAAGGGUCCACAAGGAGAAAAUGCGGACCCAGAGAGCCAGCCAUUGGCAGAUCCUGCGGCCUUUGAAGAUGAGAGCGACGAUGAUGCGCCGCCACCUGCAGCUACUUCAGUAGCUGAGCAAAGCGGCGUGAGAAGCGACGAGUGGAAUGAUGAUGUAGACGACGAUGCAAGGGAGCACGAUGCAUCAUCAAGAGCGGGCAAAUAAAGGUAUCUACUGGACAUGGUUUUGGAUCAGCGUUUAGCGAUAGUGCAGCUUGCUUCUUGUACAAUUCUCUUUCCUCGCAAUCAACGUUUUUACUUCAC
Pyrenophora tritici-repentis Pt-1C-BFP is the source of this 1394-nucleotide messenger RNA. RefSeq names its product ERD2, ER lumen protein retaining receptor. Gene Ontology annotation, biological process: protein retention in ER lumen; endoplasmic reticulum to Golgi vesicle-mediated transport. Gene Ontology annotation, cellular component: membrane; cis-Golgi network; endoplasmic reticulum. Gene Ontology annotation, molecular function: ER lumen protein retrieval receptor activity. The record is from RefSeq and is a predicted model, not a curated record. NCBI's taxonomy places the organism in Eukaryota, Fungi, Ascomycota, Dothideomycetes, Pleosporales, Pleosporaceae.